ACAGCUCAAAACCACACUGAUUAGUAGGUUGGCGUUAAUUAGUUUCCCUCUGUUUAUACCUGCACCAAAAAGGACCAAACAGGUCGUGUUUUCCCGGUAUAUUUUAGACGUAUACCGAGUUAAACUAGAAUGACUCUGUUAACAUCAGCGUGUCUCUGCGUGGCUCUGCUGUUCGUCUGUGUCGUGGAUUUGGCUUCCUCAGACCAGACAACCAUCACAGCUGAGUCUGGACAGAAGAACGUCACUCUGACAUGUCGAGCUCCACAAGGCAAAACCAUCAGAGCUGUGAAGUGGAGCAGAGCUGACCUGGGAGAUAAAUAUGUGCUUUUGUACCGAGAUGAGCUGUUUGAUCAAACAAGCCAGCAUCCAUCUUUUAAGAACCGGGUGGAUCUGCAGGACAGACAGAUGAAGGAUGGAGACGUGUCUUUGAUUCUGAAGGAUGUGACGAUUAAUGAUGCUGGAACAUACGAGUGUCGUGUCAUUGUGGGAGAAUCAGCAUCAUUGGAGAUCAUGGGAACCGUCAACAUGAGUGUUCUUCCUCCAGGUCACCAGGGAGACACGGAGGAUGGAGGGAUAAAGGAUAUCCCUGUUGGACUUAAAAUCGGUCUGUCAUUUAUUGGUGGGAUUGUUUCAGGUUUUCUUUUGUGUUGUUUUGGGAUCUUUCUUUGCAUUUACUGCACUAAUGAUGCUGAGAUUCAGACUUAGGCACUAUAAGUCUCCUGACGACCAUCACAAGGUUUAAAAAACCCUAAAAUGAAAACACAGUUUAAAAACUGAUGUUUGUUGAAAACGCCUACAGUAACACAUUAAAUAUUUUUCAAUAACAACGAUGGUUUAAAAACCCUUUGGGCCUGUAACCUUAAAAAUAUUCAUAGUACGAAGGGAAAAAUAUCCCUUCCUAAUUUUUGUCUACUGGCUUUAAACAUAUUAAAGCCAGUAGACAAAAAUUCUGAGGAGGAGAGCUGAGAGGCACUGCCUUAUUAAAAAAAAAGACCUCAUACUUACUAUGUCAUUUGAUCAAAAUUUAACCAAGCUACUGCUUAAUUUAUGCGUCUGCUGUAAACUUGUAUAUAGAAGCUACGAUGUGGCCUCUCGAAGUGUUGGGAGGUGUUAUUAAUGCCUGUGAUACUGAAAGUUCACAGUUGCUGCCUGAGUUUCUCUCUUUAAAUUGAUCAAAUUUCUUUAAGUCAAAAACUGUUACCAGAGGAACACAUAGCCACAUAUGCAUAGGAGGAAAAAUGGGAAUUCCUCACGUCUCAAAACAAGCACCGACAUGUUUUUGUUCUUUUAUUAUUAUUAUUGUACUUGUUUUUUUUUAUUAUGCUUCCCUCAGUCAUGUGCAGUUGACCAAUGGGAGCACAGAGCAGUGAUUGUCUCAGUUUUUCUGCAGAGUGCAGCUGUUACAUGAGACCUGCAGACUGAGAAUAUUCUGCUUCCUGUGCCAGACUGUUGUGCACCAACAUGCUGUAUAUAAAUGUAGUGCUGGGAAACAGUAAAUACCUCCUGAACUGAGUAACUGGUUGUGCCAGUUUGUUGGCAGCAAGAACAACCGUCAAGUAUUUGUGAUAACCUGCACUGAUCAAUGUCACGCUGAUCUUUGAAGAACUGAGUUCAGUCACACUGGAAGAUUCUCAAGCAUCAACGGCUUGUUUCACUACACUUUCCUAACCAUAAUGCUUCACCACUGUUCCACGUUUUCUCCAUGUGUGGAUAACAACUCUCAUCAUGCUUUACUGGAGAGUCACACUUCUUUGCAUCACUUUAUAUGAAACGGCUCAACUCAUAAAGUAACCAGCAGAGGGCGACGAGGAGCUGAUCCAAUGCUUUUCCAUCUCUUUAAAUACAAAGUAGCUUCUUACUGUAACAACUGUCCAUGACUGAUAGUCAACUGUGUGCUGUUCCAUCCAAAUAUGCUUUAACAACAUUAACAGUGUGUUUACAGGAGGUACUGCAUGGGGGACUCAUCAGUUUUAACUAGAUCAUCAACAGCGACUGAAAUGAAACUCCACAACAUGAAACUGUUCACUGAUGAGACUUCAGUGAACAGUAGAUGAAUCAACUGAAGGACCAGAUGCAUCUCUCAGGUCCUGUUUCUUCAGGACAUGACUUUCACAGACUGUUUAUCUGCUGCAGAUAGUUGUUUUGUUUUGCUUUUUAGCCCUGAUACUUCGUCUUUCCUCAUUCACUUGUCCAGUUUAGUCAGAUUUUUAAGGACCCACUGCACACUGAGAUACUCCAACUUUUAAGAUAUCCGUUAAAGAAUCAGAUAGUUGGUGCAGUUCUGUUAUUCUGUCUGUCAAACUGUGUUAUCUUUGGCAGGUUUCCCAAAUCUAACUAAAGAAAUGGAAACAAAUGUGUUGUUGGGACAGAUUUCUUGUAAUAAAGUCUCUAAAGUUACAGUUUAA
Molecule: messenger RNA, 2405 nt
Organism: Oreochromis aureus
Lineage: Eukaryota; Metazoa; Chordata; Actinopteri; Cichliformes; Cichlidae
Product: programmed cell death 1 ligand 1-like
Exons: 3
Coding region: 130-705 (191 amino acids)
Biological process (GO): cell surface receptor signaling pathway; negative regulation of T cell proliferation; T cell costimulation
Cellular component (GO): external side of plasma membrane
Source: RefSeq, a predicted model, not a curated record